Messenger RNA from Prunus avium (sweet cherry), 1058 nucleotides. NCBI's taxonomy places the organism in Eukaryota, Viridiplantae, Streptophyta, Magnoliopsida, Rosales, Rosaceae. The record is from RefSeq and is a predicted model, not a curated record.
AAAUAACCAUUUCAAGUAUAAUCUCAUCACCAGCCAAACUUUCCUGCUUUGUUUGCUAAUUUUCUCUGCCUCUCCAUAUUAUUCUUUGUCGGUGUUCUUGUUGAUUAGUUGUAUGUUAUGGAGCUCCAAUUGGGUCUUUCUCUGGCUCUUCCAGUUCACAAUCCUGUUAAAGGGUUUGACAUGAGCAACCAUGGGGAUGGGGUUGAGAAGAAAGAGAUAUUGGCGGGUUUGGGUUUGGAAAGCAUAAAAAACCAAGUUCGAAACAAGCGCAGUUUUGAUGUGGCUUUUGAUGAGAGUGCCGGAAAUGAGUCGAAAAUGUUGCCCUUGUUAUUGUGGAGUGGCCAGCCAAAUGAGGAAGAUGAUGAGAAAGGGCAAAAGAGAAGAGACUCUGUCAGUGUCGUUACCAAAAAUGAAGGAGAAGGAAACCAUGUAGUUGGGUGGCCACCAAUAAAAUCAUGGAGGAAAAAGAUGCUUCAUCAACGCCACGGCGUCGGCCAUGAUCACCAUCAUCAUCAGUACCCUCAUCACCAGAAUCAGAUAUUGGUAGCUAAUUCCAUGUCCAUGAUGGUGAAGGUGAAGAUGGAAGGGGUGGGAAUUGUGAGGAAGAUCGAUAUAAGGCCUCAUCACUCUUAUCAGACGCUCAAAGACACCUUGAUAACCAUGUUUUCCAAAUGCAAAAGAUCAGGUGGCAAAGAGGGUGGUGGUGCAGGUGCAGAAUAUAUACUUGCUUAUCAGGACAAACAAGGAGAUUGGCUGCUCGUCGCAGAUGUUCCCUGGCAAACCUUCAUCAAGUCCGUGCAGCGCCUGCAGAUACUGAGGAAUGGAGGUUGAUGGGCUAGCUGCUGCUGCUGCUGCUGAUAGGGUUGCUGCUAAGUCAAGCAUAAUUAGUAGUACUCUUUGUUCAUAUUUUGCCUAGUGGGAAAGGAAAAGCAUAUGUAUAUUGAGAAUGAAAAAGGAGAUUCGCUUGAAUAGGUAAUAUUUGCGACCAAAUUAUCAAAGUUUGUAACUUUAUAAUAGAAAAGGGGUAAUAAAAGUGGAAUGCAGCACAAAUUUGUUUC